Molecule: messenger RNA, 1819 nt
Organism: Triticum urartu
Lineage: Eukaryota; Viridiplantae; Streptophyta; Magnoliopsida; Poales; Poaceae
Source: RefSeq, a predicted model, not a curated record
GUUGGAUAGGAUUGCUCAGGCUAGCUCAUUCUUGUCGUCACUGGUGGCUCCUCGCCGUACCUCACUGCUGCCUGCGCAAGCCACCGCAGCGCUCCGCCGUAGCUUGCCCAUGCUAGUGCGAGCAACCGUAGCUCCCGCGCCGGUGCUCACACACGCCCUGCUGAUGCCCACCGCGGCUCGUCGCCCGUGCUUGUGCACUUCCGCAUGCGUCGGCGCAGUUCGUCCUCGCCUCACGGAUGCCUACUCGAGCUCACCGCGUGUUUUCCCCCACGCCUGCGCGCGACACCGCAGCUCUCUGCAGGUGCUUGCCCUCCCCUGCGCGUAUUGGCGCAGCUCGCCCUCCCCUGUUGGAGAAGCGUUCUAGUGGCGAAGGUGGUGCUGAAGAGGGGAUGGAUGCCUUGUGCAGGUCCUGAGCAAGUGCCGUGAUGGCAGAAGCGGCCGGAGGAGAUGCAUGCGUUUGAAGGUCGUGAAGAUGUUGAAUGCAAGCAACAUUAUUUGUAGAGGAAGAAUCCAAUGAAAAUCCAUCUUCACUGGGAACAAGGAAAGUAAGGCCCCGUUCGGAAGCAGUCCACGAGCUGGCUUCUGAAAAUCCGUCCGAGAAGCGGCACCGAACGGCUCCGCUUCGAGAAGCUGGCUCUGCGGAUACAAGAAUCGGCAGUGCAAAUAUGCGCGGAGACGAGAAGCUACGCUGGCCCAGCUUCGCAAAUAACAGAAGCGGGAGUUGCUCAAAAUUACUACCAUCUCACAAAACACACACAUGAUUAUAUACUAAUGUACGCUGAUUGUUGGUACAUGUUCAUGAUGCUACUGAUUUUGGUAUCUAUUUUUGAGAUGGUACUGAAUGUGUGGCAUAUAUUUUGAGGUAAUGUGUAUCCGUAAAGUAAUAUCAUUUUUGUAUAAAAAUGUCGUCAAGUGGGUCUGCUGAAUGGACCAAUGAGAAUACUCGGAUUAUCGUGGAGUUGUUUGUGAAACAAGUGAAGGCUGGAAACAUGCCAAGCACUCAUUUGACACCCAGUGCAUAUGAUGAGGUGGGAAAGGAAUUCUUGAUGAGAACUGGACUUGAGUACACACCAAAGCAAGUGAGGAACAAAUGGACCAAGCUAAAACGUGAGUACAACACAUUCAAGAAGCUCAAGUUGCGCGAGACUGGAGGGGGUUGGGACUUUGAGAAAAACACUGUGAAACAAGAUAAUGAGUGGUGGAAAAAGGCAAAAGUUGACCUCCCAGGUUGUGGCAAGUUCAAGAAGCAUGGACUUCGUAAUGAAGAAGGUUUGCGCAUCUUGUUUGAGGAUAUCAGUGUUGAUGGCACUGACCAUUGGAACCCUGCAUCUGGUCUGCCUCCCCCCUCUAGUUCGGCAUUGAAAACCACCUUGAAUGUUGAUGAAAUCACCGAUCUUGAUUUGGAGGAUGAUACCGAAGAGCAACCUUCUCCGACAGUAGCUAGUUCAUCUAAAGUGAGGCUUGGGGUCACGAUUCCGGAGAAGAACAAGAAACCAAAGAAUGCACAAGUGAUGCAAGAGGAGAUUAGAAAGAUUAGUUCUAUUGCCCAGGCUUCACUACACAUCGUUUCAGUCUUUCCUAAAGAAAGAUGAGACCGUUUCUGUUGCCUCUACCAUGGAUUUAGUUCGUGAUUGUGGCGUAAUAGACGGCACUGAUGAGCAUUUCAUUGCAAUUGAGCUCUUUCUGAAGAGAGAGCAAAGAGAGAUGUUCUUGCACAUGACAUCCGACUCUCGAAAGGGUUGUCAAUUUAGGCAAGUAUUACCUUGUAGAUGCCGGGUAUCCUAAUAAAGAUGGAUAUCUAGCACCAUACAAAGGAGAA